Prorocentrum cordatum is the source of this 2124-nucleotide messenger RNA. Lineage: Eukaryota; Dinophyceae; Prorocentrales; Prorocentraceae. The record is from the annotation of a GenBank genome assembly.
CCGAUUUGUGUCAAGCCGAUUCGGAUUUUGGGUCAUGCUCAGUACUCUUCAUCACUCCAACUGUGUCUCCGAAGGGCCGCGCUUUUUGGCGAUGUUUCCGAACGCAGUUCCGAUUCGAACUUCGGAGUGUUCCGUGUUGUUCAACGAUGGUUCCGAAGACGACGCCCUCUUAUCGUCAGUCGCGUCGCAAAGGAGGCUUCGUGCGAAUGUGUUUGCGCGCGUUCUCGGCGUAGCUGCCAUGUUUGUGUUGAUCUUCAACAGCAUCAGCGCGCCGUCGGCUCCAGCGGGAAUUCGUCAUCAUCGUUCUCUUUCGCUUGUGGAGAGUCCAGACAGUUUGCAGUGUGACUGUUAUAUGUUCACGCAUGUGAAUAAGGCAAGCCAGCUUCCUAAAAUCCUGGAGUACUCUCUUGAUGCACUCGUUGAUGGCGAGAAGAAAGGCAUUCUUGUCAUGCGUGUUAUGGAUGAAAGAUUUGUUCAAGACGUAUGUUAAUUAUGUCAUCGAUCAGGCGAAAGACAUGGAUGCGCAACGGCCGGCACAACUGAUUGAUCUCCACGACACGGUCGAAACGCACAUGAAGGCAGCCAAUGCAAAACUAGGGUUGCUCGGAAGGGUUCGCAUUCUGACCCCGUUCGGUUUCAACGAACCGUUCAGCGACAUCAGGUCCAGGCGCGGCGAAGACGAGUUCUUGAAGUGGUUCUCUGCAUCGAGCUAUGACGCGCCCAAAUUGGUGGACGCACUGCUUCGGCUGCGCGCCUUUGGAAACGAUGUGCCCGUGUUCCGCUUCGAUAUCGACGUCCUGUUCAACAAGUGCACCAUGGAGAAUAUGACCAUGAUCACUGCGGCCGUCGAGCAAGGGAUCAAGGACUUCAAGGCCUGCGCGAGCGACCCCCUCGUGCAGUCGUUCAUGGUCAGCCAGCAGUGCAGGGCCGUCCCUGCCGCGCGCAGCCACGACGCCCAGGCGUGGCUCGAGGCCUACUCCGCGCGAGCCACGCCGGCGAUGCUUGCCACGCCAGGCACCAUCAACGCCGCGCAGUGGAGCGACGACGGCGGCUGGCCCUCGGAGCCCUACGUCCCGAGCGGUGACGUCCUGCAGCAGGCGACGAACGAGACGGUCAUGAUGUCGUUCUAUGGGCUGCAGAAGGUGAGCGGGCAGGCGAUCCUGCAGCCCACCACGCCAAGCAGCGAUGACGAUGCGGCGGAGCGUGCAAGCGCAGACAUCUGGAGUCAAGGCAAUGCCUACAUUGGCGCGAACCCAUCGCGCGCCGUGAUUUCUGGAGCGGGCCUCGCUGUUGGACCUAGCGCGAGCGUUGACAUCCUCAUUCCUCCGCGCGAGUCCGAACAUCGCGUGGAUCGGCGGCCACGUUUUCGACAGGGUUGCGCAGGGACUUUCCGGGCGCCCAGAGGCGCCCGAGGCCUGCUGGAGUUGGCGCGGCAAGGGUAAUUAAGGCAAGGGGGGCGCCGACGCAUAUCGCCAAGUAUACCUUCGAGAUCGACAUGCCGACGUUUGUAUAUGGUAUGGUGAUGGGCGCUUGUAUCAACAAUCGCAGUGCUAGUUAUUUGUUGAAGUAUGCGUUGGCAGACACCCCAAAGACCGAUGCGCUCGAAAAGGCGCAUGCCGAUAUCACGUCGCCAGAGCCGGGGGGGGGCGUAUGCGCAAGCGAUUGAGCGGGUGCGCGACGCUGGCUUGAUGCUGUCGCAAGCGGAGAAGGAGACGCUCGCGAACGAUCUGUGGAGGUCUGCCAUGGAGCGCGCCAAGGACGUCUACUGGCAGUGGGGCCACCUGCCGCGGCCUUCCGUGGACGGGGCGCACGUUGGGAAGGGGGGGGAAGCGACGCCGACACCGCCGGGGGGGCCACCUCCAGCGAGGAGGUCCACGAGGCCGCCCCGCGCGGGAGGCUGGGGGUGUCUCGAACGAGAGUGGGGAGCCACGCCGCCAGGGAGACCCCCGUUGCUCCUCGCAUCUCCUCGCCCUGGUGGCGCUGGCGUCGCCGUUCGUUGUUCCUGCAGGUCGCCACCUUCGCGGCUCCGUGGGGCGCCGGCCGUGUCUGCAGCCGCCCAGGCCUCAACAUGCACUCCAGAUUUCGUAAUGAAAGGGAGGGGGUCUGGACCCUCCAAGACAAGCC